GAGAAGCAGAUCAACGACGAUGGCUGCGCCCUCUCCGGCUACAACAGCCAGUUCUCGCAGGGCCUGUCCAGUGAGGUCGCUGCCUCCACCAACUACCUCGGUAAGCUGCAGACGCAGACGCCGCCCGACCUGCAGAAAGUGGUCUUCAACUCCAACUCCUUCGUCAACACCAUCACGGUGACGGAGGCCGGGACGCUGGCCGUCUGCUAUUGCGCGGUGACGGUGGACAGCAUUUGCCUGGACAGCUCGAACUGGAAGCUGGUGACGCACCUCACGGUCAAGGGGCCGCAGAUCAACCAGCGCUGGACCUUCUCCACAAACGUGGUCUUCCGCUUCAGCUACGAGGGCUUCGGCCUCACGUCAGGCGACACCAUCCGCAUUAUCAGCUCCGAUGGGCGGUGCUCGGAUGACAACUUCAAUCCAAACACUGCAGCCUUCGCCUACACGGCCCUCAAAGUGAAGUGCCCUGUUCCCUGCACCGACGUGACCCUCACGGGCGGCACUGAACCGGGUGACCUCACCACCAAGGUCCUCUCUGCUGACUCGUACAAUUGCGACGUGAGCAAUACGAACUGUGAGACGAAUGACAUCACCACCAUUACUGUCCUGAGUGAGACCGAGACAGAGCUGGUCUUCCAGAAGCCGCAUGGUAUGAUGACUGGAGACGAGAUCACCAUGGGUGCCAACAUCUUCUGUGCCCCAGGGGAUCCCGUGUGCACAGACGAGAUGCUCACGGCCCUAAAGGGGUCAUUUGCCUUCGCCGACGCCUCGGGAAACAGCGGCACCGCCCCGGACACCUACAUCGCCGCGCAGAAGUUCAUUGCCACAGAAAAUCCACUGAUCGGCCGGGUUCGCAUCGGUUGGCCCGCCACUGGCCGGCCGCAGUUCACCGUCAUCUAUGCCGGGGCCAGGCCCGAGAUCGGCUACAUCGGCAGGGGCGGCCUCUGGACGCACCAUAGCCGGGCUCAGACGCGCGAGGAAGUCAUGGCCACUGCAGAGAGAGCCAACCUCCGCGUGUGCUGGCGCUUUGGCGGCAACGGCGCGAAGUAUGUGGAGGAGAUUGGAAAGAUGACCAUCCGGAACCCUGCCACGAUGCUGGGAGCCACGAUCAGCAUGAGCAGCCCGGCUCGGCAGACGGCGGUGCCCAUGAUCCUCACCUUCACCACUGCCGGGGGCGUGACCGGCAUGCGUUACGAGGAAGCACAGGACAGCCUUCGCCUCAAGAUCGUCUUUCUGAGAACGGACCUGUUGGAUAUCCGCUACGCCGACCUUGCGGGCAGCGAGAUUCCUUUCACGGUUGCAACCGAAGACGACUUCCAUGAGGCUUCCCAGUCAAUCUGUGGCAAGCUCUUCCUCGAACUGUG
Molecule: messenger RNA, 1364 nt
Organism: Symbiodinium natans
Lineage: Eukaryota; Dinophyceae; Suessiales; Symbiodiniaceae
Source: the annotation of a GenBank genome assembly